GGCUGUGGGCAGAGUUAGUCUGCAAUACUGCCUUCUAACCACUGCACCACCAUGCUUGUUAUGAGAUUAGCCAUUUUUGGAUUUAGGAUACUGAGUUCAGUUCAUCCUUAUAAGAUAUUUUGUUGUGUUUUUCUUUCCUAUCCACUAUUCUUGUGUUGGCUUUCAGAUUGGCUUGUUUAGAGAAACUUCAUGGAUCUUCCUUUGAAGUAACUCAAUUUUAUGCUCAACUCGGAGGAAUCUUUUACCAAGUUUGCAGUCUUUCUGCUGAAGAGCAAAAGCAUUUCAGUAAAUAAUGCCAAUAUAACGCAAUAAAGUAAGAGCUUAGUUAACCAUGAUGCAUCCUCUCCUUUUCUAUUCCAGUGGGACUAAGACUCAAAUGCUGCCUACUGCUUAAGAAGAUCGUUCCUAAGUUGCAAAAUGAGCGUCCCGGAUUACAUGCAGUGUGCGGAAGACCAUCAAACUUUACUAGUUGUGGUCCAGCCAGAUGGGAUUGUUCCCGAAGAGAGCUUCUUUAAGAUCUACAAACGAAUUUCAACAGUGAGUCAGAUCAAUGUCCGUGACUCUCAGCGAGUUCUUUAUAUCCGCUACAGACAUCAUUACCCACCAGAAAACAACGAAUGGGGAGAUUUCCAGACGCAUCGCAAAGUUGUGGGAUUAAUAACCAUCACGGAUUGUUCCUCUGGCAAAGACUGGCCUCAAACUUUUGAAAAAUUCCACCUUCAAAAAGAAAUUUAUGGCUCAACCCUUUAUGAUUCCCGGCUGUUUGUCUUUGGACUUCAGGGAGAAAUCGCAGAGCAAACACGUACGGAUGUGGCAUUUUAUCCUAGUUAUGAUGAAUGUGAAAAUGUGGAAAAGAGAAUAGAAGACUUCAUUGAGUCUCUCUUCAUUGUACUGGAGUCCAAACGCCUUGACAGAGCUAUCGAUAAAUCUGGAGAUAAGAUCCCACUGCUGUGUGUUCCUUUUGAAAAGAAAGAUUUUGUUGGCCUGGAUACAGAUAGUAGCUGCUCUUGAAGGAUUAUGUUCAGCCUCUGUCAUCUAUCACUACCCUGGAGGCACUGGAGGUAAAAUUGGCUCUCGCAGGGCACAAGGAGGUUCAUUUUCUGCAGAGGGAGGUAACAGGCAUCGACCUGGUGCACAAGAAGUUCUUAUUGAUCCAGGGGCCCUCACAUCAAAUGGCAUCAGUGCAGAUACAAGUUCUGAAAUAGGACGAGCUAAGAAUUGCCUGAGCCCCGAAGACAUCAUUGAAAAGUACAAAGAAGCCAUUUCCUAUUACAGCAAGUAUAAGAACGCUGGUGUCAUUGAGCUGGAAGCUUGUGUGAAGGCGGUGAGAGUGCUUGCAAUACAGAAAAGAAGCAUGGAAGCUUCUGAAUUCCUCCAAAAUGCUGUUUAUAUUAACCUUCGUCAGGCACUCAUCGUGGCUGGGCUGCUGUGCAGAUGCGUUUACUUCACGAGUUAGUGUAUGCCUCCAGGAGAAUGGGAAACCCAGCACUUUCCGUCCGGCACUUAUCUUUUCUUUUACAAACCAUGCUAGAUUUUCUUUCUGACCAAGAAAAGAAAGAUGUAACACAAAGCCUAGAAAACUAUACAUCAAAGUGCCCAGGAACAAUGGACUUCAUUACCCUUCCAGAUGGCUUAAAGCUCCCGCCUGUGCCAUUCACCAAACUUCCCAUUGUAAGAUCUGUCAAGCUGCUAAACCUCCCCGUUAGCCUUCGACCGCAGAAAAUGAAAAGCCUGCUAGGUCAGAACAUGGCAACGAAAAGUCCCUUUAUAUAUUCGCCAAUCAUCGCUCACAAUCAUGGAGAGGAGCAAAGCAAAAAAAUAG
Messenger RNA from Thamnophis sirtalis, 1822 nucleotides. NCBI's taxonomy places the organism in Eukaryota, Metazoa, Chordata, Lepidosauria, Squamata, Natricidae. The record is from RefSeq and is a predicted model, not a curated record.